Molecule: messenger RNA, 2570 nt
Organism: Thunnus maccoyii (southern bluefin tuna)
Lineage: Eukaryota; Metazoa; Chordata; Actinopteri; Scombriformes; Scombridae
Gene: ift70
Product: fleer
Exons: 20
Coding region: 155-2149 (664 amino acids)
Biological process (GO): intraciliary transport
Cellular component (GO): axonemal microtubule; intraciliary transport particle B
Molecular function (GO): protein binding; intraciliary transport particle B binding
Source: RefSeq, a predicted model, not a curated record
AUCUCCAUUUUCCGGUCUGUUCCGUUGCUAAGUAACAACUCUUGUACGCGUCGUCUCUAGCUAGUUAGGAGCUAGUCAAAUGCUUUCUAUACGAGUUUGGACAUUCAAACGAUUUCAGGUGAUUUGUAGUUGUUAAAACUACUCAUUUGAAGUCAUGACAACAAUAAAAGAUGGAGAAUACACGGCUACGAUCUACAAACUGAUUAAAGACGGCCAGUAUGUGGAAGCAAUUCACAUCCUGAAUGGGCAACUACAGAAACACACAAAGUCCAGGGCGGCGCUGUCUCUGCUGGGAUUUUGCUACUAUCACAUCCAGGACUUCACCAACGCUGCAGAGUGCUACGAACAGCUCACCCAGCUGCACCCGGAGGUGGAGGAGUACAAGGUGUACUACGCCCAGUCCCUGUACAAAGCUGGUGCUUAUGCUGAAGCCACCAAGGCCUCCUUCGUACUGGACACCACCAGCAGUCACACCAAGAUGGUCAAGUUGCAAGCCUGUAUCAAAUAUUGUGAGGAAUAUUACUCAGCUGCCAAGUCACUGCUGGAGCAGCUGCCACAGGACGACCCGGACUACAUCUACAAUAUGGGCUGUUUGCUUUACCAGGACGGCAAGUACGAGGAGGCCUGCAAGAAGUUCACGUCUGCCAUGCAGGUGCUGGGAUACGUUCCAGCGUUGUCCUACAACAUCGCCUUAUGUUACUACAGCCUGAAGAACUACGACCAGGCCCACAAAUACAUCGGAGAGAUCAUAGAACGAGGCAUCAGAGAACAUCCAGAGCUGAGCAUCGGGAUGACGACAGAUGGCAUUGACUUCCUCAGUGUGGGCAACACCCUGGUGCUGCAUCAGACCGCCCUGAUCGAAGCCUUCAACCUCAAAGCUGCCAUCGAGUACCAGCAGAAGAACUUAAAAGCAGCUCAGGAGGCUCUGACAGAUAUGCCCCCCCGAUCAGAGGAGGAGUUGGACCCGGUGACACUCCACAACCAGGCUCUGUUGAACAUGGACACGAAGCCGUCGGAGGGUUUUGAGAAGCUUGCCUUCCUGCUGCAGCAGCCCUCCUUCCCCCCCGUCACCUUCGGAAACCUGCUGCUGCUGUACUGCAAACACGAGUAUUUUGAUCUGGCAGCUGACGUCUUGGCAGAAAACGCACAUCUCACCUACAAGUUCCUCUCACCAUACAUGUACGAGUUUCUCGAUGCCUUGUUGACCUGCCAGACGGCACCGGAGGAGGCGUUUAGGAAGUUUGAUGAGAUGAUUGCCAAACUGACCGAACAGUUACGCAAGUUGGCCAAGCAGUUGCAGGAAGCCAGACUGGCUCGAGACGAUGAAGGACAGAAGAAAGCCCUGCAGGACUACGACCUGCUGCAGGAGAAGUACAUCGUGGUCCUGAUGGCUCAGGCUAAGAUCUACUGGAACCGGGAGAACUUCCAGAUGGUGGAGAAGAUUUUCCGCAAGUCGGUGGAGGUCUGCAACGAGGACGACACCUGGAAGCUGAACGUGGCUCACGUGCUCUUCAUGCAGAACAAAUACAAGGAGGCCAUCGGCUUCUACGAGCCCAUCGUCAAGAAACACUACGAUAACGUGGAGCAGUGUAACAUUCAGGAGUGUCCAUGCAAGUGCAAACCUUCGAUCCUGAAUGUCAGCGCUGUCGUCCUGGCCAACCUGUGUGUGUCCUACAUCAUGACCAGCCAGAACGAAGAGGCUGAAGAGCUGAUGAGGAAGAUCGAGAAAGAGGAGGAGCAGAUCUCCUACGACGACCCCGACAAGAAGGUCUUCCACCUGUGUAUAGUCAACCUGGUGAUCGGGACUCUGUACUGUGCCAAGGGCAACUACGACUUUGGCAUCUCUCGUGUCAUCAAGAGCCUGGAGCCUUACAACAAAAAGCUGGGGACGGACACAUGGUUCUACGCCAAGCGGUGCUUCCUGUCUCUGCUGGAGAACAUGUCCAAACACAUGGUCAUGCUGAGGGACGCCGUGGUACAGGAGUGUAUUCAGUUCCUGGAGCACUGCGAGGUUUACGGGAAGGAAGUGCCGGCCAUCAUCGAGCAGCCUCUGGAGGAGAUCCGCAUUCACAUCGGCAAGAACACCGUCACCUACGAGGCGCGCCUACUCAAGGCCCAGUUCUACGAGGUCAUCGGCUGGAACAAGUGACGUCAUCGCGCGGGUGUCGCUGUCAUGCGUGAGGUUUGCUGAUCCCCGUUUUUGACAGAUCACAGACAUUACAGACUGCAGCCAGCGGAGGCUUUCUGUCUUAAACUCGAAGGAUAAAAUGGAUUUAAAGACAAUCAUCUCACUGAUGUGUUGUGAGUCAGGCCUGCUGUGCAAGCUUUAGAUUUCUGGGAAUCAAAAUCAUCUUCCAGGUUCCUGACUUUCCUCUGGGCAGCUCUUGGACUCAAUCCUUCACACACACACACACACACACACACACACACACACACACACACCAGGGGAACCUUUUGUUUUGAAGUUGAGUUGAGCUGUGGGAGUUUUGGCAGGAAGAUAAAAUCCCAGUCUGCUCCAGCAGAUCUUACAUAAUCAGUUUGUGUUUUUUUUUUUCACUUUUUCAAAGAAG